Molecule: messenger RNA, 687 nt
Organism: Aspergillus chevalieri
Lineage: Eukaryota; Fungi; Ascomycota; Eurotiomycetes; Eurotiales; Aspergillaceae
Gene: ATP5
Product: F1F0 ATP synthase subunit 5
Exons: 4
Coding region: 1-687 (228 amino acids)
Biological process (GO): proton motive force-driven mitochondrial ATP synthesis
Cellular component (GO): membrane
Molecular function (GO): proton-transporting ATP synthase activity, rotational mechanism
Source: RefSeq, a predicted model, not a curated record
AUGUUUUCCGCUCGAUUUGCCCGCGCUGGCCUGCGUGCCACGGCCCAGCAGUUCUCCGUCCCUCGCACUGCCGCCAACGGCCUGAGGUCCUACGCUACCCCGGCCCAGGAAGUCAGGCCCCCCGUGGCCCUCUUCGGCGUUGACGGUACCUAUGCCACUGCUUUGUACACUGCCUCCGCCAAAUCCUCCGCCCUUGACCAGGUCGCCAAGGCCCUCGCCUCCCUCGGCCAGACCCUCAAGAACGACCGCAAGCUCACCACCAUCAUCGGCGCCCCGACCCUCACCACCGCCGACAAGCAGGAGAUCGUUGCCGAGCUGCAGAAGCUCGCCGGUGGCGCUGACAAGGGCGACAUCCUGAAGAACUUCCUCAACACUCUGGCCGAGAACAAUCGGUUGGGUGCUCUUGAGGGUGUUUGCGAGAAGUUCGGUACCCUUAUGGGUGCGCACCGUGGUGAGCUUGAGCUGAACAUUACCAGUGCUCAGGACCUCGACAACAAGACUAUCUCUCGUCUGGAGAAGGCUGUCUCCAAGUCUGAGUACAGCCAGGGCAAGAAGCUCAAGGUUGUCACCAACGUCAACCCUGACCUCAUCGGCGGUCUUAUCGUCGAGGUUGGCGACCGUACCAUCGACCUCAGCGUUUCCUCCAAGGUCUCCAAGCUCAACAAGGCUCUUACGGAUGCUGUGUAA